Penicillium cataractarum is the source of this 621-nucleotide messenger RNA. RefSeq lists its product as uncharacterized. The coding region runs from base 1 to 621 and encodes 206 amino acids. The record is from RefSeq and is a predicted model, not a curated record. The transcript has 2 exons. Lineage: Eukaryota; Fungi; Ascomycota; Eurotiomycetes; Eurotiales; Aspergillaceae.
AUGGCUUCUAAUUUCUCUCCCCAGGUUGGCCAUCAACAAGACAGAUCAUCAUAUGAGCCCCUGGAGACAUGCUACGUUCGAAUGAUCCUGGAGGCUGACAAGAUACCAUGGCAACAUAAUUUGCUGGCAAGUGGAGCUCAUUGGGUUUUGCUUGCGGGUUAUCUGGUAGUCCCUGGCACGUUCACAUCCCUUCAAGCAUCAGCUACCCUCCACAACAGCUUGUCAGAUAAUGAAGCGGGAGAAGUUAUCCUCAAUCGCAUCCAAAACCCCCCACUGCUUGCCCUGGCGUGCGUUUUCUUUGUCGUGGGAUUAAUGCUCAUUGGUUGGCUUUACCAUGAGUAUAGAAGCAACUAUAUAUGGCUCAUCAAUCGUAUAUUCAUGUGGGUAAUGAAGCCGACUCUGCUUAAUUCAUCAGCUGGUCUUCUAACCACCAUGAUCAGCCUUUAUACUGGGCAUGGAGGUGACUGGUCAAUCAUGGCUCUUCUAACUGUGAUUGCCUCCGGCCUUUCUGUUGCAUCUUCAUCCAUUCUGUUGAUAAUAUACAAGUUUAUUAAGCUUGAAAAGGUGAAACGGCAACAUGAUCAACUUCAAAGUGCACGUGAUCAUUUCAGCCAUUGCUAG